AGGCUGUGACCCAGGGGCACGGGAUGGCCCCGCAGAGAUCUGUGCGGCUGUCCCUGAAGAAGCCCACCUAUGCCGUGUGUGUGGUGGGGGUUGAGACGUCUGUGGACGUUUACAGUGAUGUGCCCAAGGGGGCCAAGACCUUCGGAGUCUCUGGGAGCCCCGGAGUGGAGGUUUUCAUGGUCUACGACCCAGCUCGGGUGACGGUGCCCACAGGCAAGUCCCACUGGCCCCUGGACACCAACGUGGAGGUGACUGUUUCCGUGGAUGCAGCCAGUAAGGACUUAAAUGAUCUCAAGGUGAAGGUGUCCUACUUCGGGCAGCAUGAGGGCAGUGCCCUGGGCCACAGCAUGCUCUACCUCACUGGCGUCGACCUCUCCCUCGAUGUCGACACGCAUCGCACGGGCAAGGUGAAGAGGAGCCACGGCGACAAGAAAACCUGGCGCUGGGGCCCUGAGGGCUAUGGGGCUGUCCUGCUGGUGAACUGUGACCAGGACAGUGUCACAUCCAGAGGGCCUGACCUCACCAACAGCCAGCUAGCAUCACUGGACGACCUACAGGACAUGUCCCCCAUGGUACUGAGCUGUGACGGCCCAGACAGGCUCUUCGACAGCCACAAGCUGGUCCUGAAUGUGCCCUUCUUGGAUUCCAAAAGAGUGGGGGUCUUCUGUGCUAGGGGCGGGAAUUCUCUGGAGGACUACAAGCAGGUGCUGGGGCCUCAGCACCUGUCCUACGAAGUUGAGCGGCAGCAGGGGGAGCGGAAGAUCAGCUUCUUUGUGGAGGGACUCACCUUCCCUGACGCUGAUUUCUUGGGGCUGGUCUCCCUCAGUGUCAGCCUGGUGGACACGGAGACAAUGCCUGAGGUGCCCCUCUUCACAGACACCGUGGCCUUCCGCAUGGCCCCAUGGAUCAUGACCCCCAACACCCAGUCCCCCCUGGAGCUGUAUGCAUGCAGUGUGGCAGACUCUCACGGCCCAAAUAAGAAAUUUCUGGAAGACAUGUCUGACCUAGCGUUGAAAACCAACUGCAAGCUGAUCAUCUGCCCUCAGAUUGAAAAUCGAAAUGACCGCUGGAUCCAGGACGAGAUGGAGUUUGGCUACACCGAGGCCCCUCACAAGUCUUUCCCAGUGGUCUUUGACUCUCCCCGAAACAGAGGGCUGAAGCAUUUCCCCUAUAAGCGGAUCCUGGGUCCUGACUUCGGAUAUGUAACCCGGGAGAUCCCGUUUGCUGGCGCCUCCAGCCUUGACUCUUUCGGCAACCUGGAUGUCAGCCCGCCCGUCACAGUGGGCGGCAAGGAGUAUCCCCUGGGCCGGAUCCUCAUCGGCAGCAGCUUCCCCAAGUCCGGUGGGAGGCGAAUGGCCAAGGUCGUACGGGACUUCCUGCAGGCCCAGCAGGUGCAGGCACCUGUGGAGCUCUACUCCGAUUGGCUCUCUGUGGGCCACGUGGAUGAGUUCCUGAGCUUUGUGCCCACCUCUGACCAAAAGGGCUUCCGGCUGCUCCUGGCGAGCCCCAGCGCUUGCCUCAGACUAUUCCAAGAGAAGAAAGAGGAGGGGUAUGGGGAGGCCGCCCAGUUUGAUGGGUUAAGUCACCAGGUGAAGAGAAGCAUUAACGAGAUGCUAGCGGACCGUAGUCUCAGGAGGGACAGUCUCUAUGUACAGAAAUGCAUCGACUGGAACCGGGAGGUGCUGAAGCGGGAGCUGGGCCUGACCGAGCGGGACAUCGUGGACAUCCCCCAGCUCUUCUCCCUGAAGGGCUCCUAUGCAGAAGCCUUCUUCCCUGACAUGGUCAACAUGGUGGUCUUAGGCAAGUACCUGGGCAUCCCCAAGCCCUUCGGUCCCAUCAUCAAUGGCCACUGCUGCCUGGAGGAGAAGGUGCGGUCCCUGCUGGAGCCGCUGGGCCUCCACUGUAUCUUCAUCGACGACUAUUUGUCCUACCACAAGCUGCUUGGGGAGAUCCACUGUGGCACCAAUGUGCGCCGGAAGCCCUUCUCCUUCAAGUGGUGGCACAUGGUGCCCUGAGCCUGCCUCCACCUGCCAUCUCCUCUUCCCACCUGCCUGGGAGCCCCGCCAGGGUGAGGGCAAGGAACCUCCACCCGGCCUCCAU
Molecule: messenger RNA, 2100 nt
Organism: Odobenus rosmarus divergens (Pacific walrus)
Lineage: Eukaryota; Metazoa; Chordata; Mammalia; Carnivora; Odobenidae
Gene: PADI1
Product: peptidyl arginine deiminase, type I
Exons: 17
Coding region: 24-2015 (663 amino acids)
Cellular component (GO): cytoplasm
Molecular function (GO): calcium ion binding; protein-arginine deiminase activity
Source: RefSeq, a predicted model, not a curated record